AUGGCGGCGAGGCUGCUGCUACUGGUGGCGCUGCUGGGGCCAGCCUGCUGUGUUCAACCAGACCUGCUGGAGUUCCUGCAGGCUGUCCUGAGGCCUCCUGUGGUGGUCCUGACUUGCUGGAGCAUUCGAGAGUCGGUGGAACUGGUGAAGGCUCUGUCCCAGGCUGGGUUGAUGACGUCAGUGCAGGACUGUCAUGGCCACAUCCCAGCUGCAACACCUUUCCAGCCAGUCACCUUCCUGCUGGACCUGCAGAGUGAGCAGGCUGCUGGUGUGAUGAGCAGCGAGGUGCUGAGGAGCAACCGUGUUGCAGACACUCCUGCCCAAGAGGGGGCCGGCGCCCGGGACACGUCCCUGCCCAUGUUCUCCUCCAUGAAGGUGUUCGUGGACAGCCAGGUGACGCUGGUGCACAGGAGGGGGCAGGGCAGCUUCUCGCUGACGGAGGUGUACAGGCUGGGGCCCGACCAGACAGCUGUCUUCACAGCCACGGGACAGUGGCAGAGGGGGUCGGGCCUGCUGGGCUGGCCCGCCAGGCGCACCAACCUGCACAGGACCACACUCAGGGCGGCCAUGGUGGUCACUGAAAAUGAGACGCUAGACCAUCUGACGGAUUUGCACAACAUUCAUGUUGACACAGUAACAAAGCUAAACUAUAUUCUGCUGCUUCAUAUUGGUGAUCUCAUGAAUGCGAGCAUGGAGCUGAGCAUAGUGGACACGUGGGGCUACCCCUCCAACGGCUCGUGGAGCGGCAUGGUGGGGAGUCUGCAGAGGGAGGAGGCCGACAUCGGGGCGACGGCUCUCUUCUUCACCGCCAACCGCUUGCCGGUCAUCGACUACAUAGCCAUGACGACGCCGACUAAGGUAGCCUUCGUGUUCAGGCAGCCACCAAUGUCCUUCGUGGCGAACGUGUUCCUGAUGCCCUUCAGCCAGGGAGUAUGGCUGUGCUCAGCAGGUCUGGUGGCUGUCUGCACCACUGCCCUGUACUGUGCCCUCACACGGGAGUCCAGGCAGGAUGCCUCUAGCCGUGCAGUCUCCUGGAGCGAUGUCCUGCUCUUGUCACUGGGUGCCGUGUGCCAGCAAGGCUCACAGGUGCAGCCACGGGGAACCUCGGGUCGCAUCGUCACCAUCGUGCUGUUCGUGGCUGUGCUGUUCCUGUACACGUCGUACUCGGGCUGCAUCGUGGCCCUGCUGCAGUCCUCCACGGACUCCAUCAGAACCCUGCAGGACCUGCUCAACAGCCGGCUGGAGCUGGGCGCCCACGACAUCGUCUACAACAGGUACUACUUCGAGACGGCCUCGGACCCGGUGCGCGCCGGUCUGGCGAGGAAGGUGCUCGCCCCGGGCCCCGGGAGGCACAACCUCCUGGAGCUCGAGCCGGGGGUGGAGCGGCUCCGUCUCGGGUUCUUCGCCUUCCACAUGGAGGUGUGUAGCGGCUACAAGGUCAUCAAGGAGACCUUCACCGAGGAGGAGAAGUGCGGGCUGCAGAGCAUCGGCGGAUACAUCCAGCCGGACACCAACGCCUGGAUCGCCGUGCGGAGGGGCUCGCCCUACGCGGAGAUCCUCAAGCGAGGGUACCGCAAGGUGCACGAGCACGGGCUGCAGAACCGCGAGCUGGUCCGACUGUACACGAGGAAGCCCGAGUGCACCGGCCACGCCUCCAGCUUCGUGAGCGUGGGGCUGGUGGACUGGUACCCGGCUCUGCUGGUCCUCCUCGCGGGCGCCGUCGCCUCUCUGCUCGUGCUCUUGAUGGAGUCGGCGGUCCACAGGAGGCUGUUACACUCCCACACUGUGUCCUCAGUAACCAUGGCCUGUGACUAG
Molecule: messenger RNA, 1815 nt
Organism: Bacillus rossius redtenbacheri
Lineage: Eukaryota; Metazoa; Arthropoda; Insecta; Phasmatodea; Bacillidae
Product: glutamate receptor ionotropic, delta-2-like
Exons: 9
Coding region: 1-1815 (604 amino acids)
Cellular component (GO): membrane
Molecular function (GO): ligand-gated monoatomic ion channel activity
Source: RefSeq, a predicted model, not a curated record